This is a messenger RNA of Ustilaginoidea virens, 1731 nucleotides long. RefSeq lists its product as uncharacterized. The record is from RefSeq and is a predicted model, not a curated record. The coding region runs from base 1 to 1731 and encodes 576 amino acids. Lineage: Eukaryota; Fungi; Ascomycota; Sordariomycetes; Hypocreales; Clavicipitaceae. The transcript has a single exon.
AUGAGGGCCCUUAUUCGAACAACAGCCCUGGUUGGCUUGUACGCCGCCUUGGUCGCCUCGUCCCCUGCUAGGCAACCCUUGGAGCCGGACUCUGAGCACAUCCUCGAGGAGCGCGCUACGUUAGAAGUCAACCUGCCCUCGGGCGGCACAAUCACAGGAUCCUCGUCGGGCAAUGUCGAAAGCUUCAAGGGAAUCCCUUUCGCCGACCCCCCCGUCGGCCCCUUGCGCCUGAAACCGCCCGUACGAUUCUCCGGGACCUUUGGCAGGCGGGAUGGGACCAGGACUGCCCCUGCCUGCCCGCAAAUGCUUUUUCCCAAGGCCGCCCUGGACAAGCUCGGGCCCUUUGCCAGCGAUGUGCUUCAGCUCCCCAUGUUUGCCGCCCUCACCGGACAAGAAGACUGUCUCACGGUCUCGAUCCAGCGCCCGGCGGGCACCAAGGCAGAUGCCAAGCUUCCCGUUCUCUUCUGGAUCUACGGCGGCGCCUUCCACUUUGGUGCUACGUCGACGUACGACGCCACGAGUCUGUUGAAAACCGCAGUGGGCCAGAACCAGCCGUUCAUCUUCGUCGCCGUCAACUACCGCGUCGGCGGCUUCGGCUUCAUGCCUGGCAAGGAGAUCCUCGCCGACGGCAGCGCCAACCUGGGCCUGCUCGAUCAGCGCAUGGGGUUGGAGUGGGUCGCCGACAACAUCGCGGCCUUUGGGGGCGACCCGUCCAAGGUGACGACCUGGGGGUUGUCGGCAGGGGCCAUCUCCGUCUUCGACCAGCUCGUGCUCUUCGACGGCAACGCCACCUACAAGGGCAAGCCGCUGUUUCGCGGCGCCAUCAUGAACUCGGGGACCAUAGCCCCCGCAGACCCCGUCGACUGCCCCAAGGGCCAGGCCGUCUACAACCAGGUGGUCCAGGCCGCGAACUGCUCGGGCGCCGCCGACACGCUCGCGUGCCUGCGCCAGCGCGACUACAAGACGUUCCUCGCCGCCGCCAACUCGGUCCCGGGCAUGUUCUCGUACCAGUCGGUCGCGCUCUCGUACCUGCCCCGACCGGACGGCAGGGUCCUCACCGACAGCCCCGACAAGCUCCUCCAGUCGGGGCGGUACCACGCCGUGCCCAUGAUUGUGGGCGACCAGGAGGACGAGGGCACCAUGUUCGCCCUCGGCACCAGGAACCUCACCACGGCCGAGCGGGCCGUCGACUACCUCUCCAAGUUCUACUUCCCGAGCGCCACCAAGGCCCAGCUCGCGCAGUUCGUCAGCUUCUACAACCCGGCCGUCCUGCAGGGCAGCCCCUUCCGGACCGGCUUCUUCAACGACUGGUACCCCGGCUUCAAGCGCAUGGCCGCCGUGCUCGGCGACCUCAGCUUCACCCUGUCGCGCCGCGUCGCCCUCGGCCUCGCCACGCAGGCCAACCCCUCGGUGCCCGUGUGGUCGUACCUCUCGUCCUACCUGUACGGCACGCCCGUCCUCGGCACCUUCCACGUCUCGGACCUGCUGCAGGUCUUUUUCGGGACCGUCGACAACAACGCCAUGCGGAGCUGCCGCACCUACUACUUUAACUUUUUGCACAACCAGGACCCGAACAAGGGGGUGGGCGGGUACGCGAACUGGCCCAGGUGGCAGGAUGCCAAGAAGCUCAUGUGGUUCCGGUGGCCGUUUGCCAACGACUACGUGGAGGACAAUUUCCGGAGCCAGGCGGCGGACUUUAUAGCGCAGAACAGGGACAGCUUGCGCGUGUAG